This is a messenger RNA of Myotis davidii, 623 nucleotides long. It is a transcript of the gene FGF21, whose product is annotated as fibroblast growth factor 21. Gene Ontology annotation, biological process: fibroblast growth factor receptor signaling pathway; regulation of cell migration; cell differentiation. The annotation marks the transcript as partial. The record is from RefSeq and is a predicted model, not a curated record. Gene Ontology annotation, cellular component: cytoplasm. The transcript has 3 exons. Gene Ontology annotation, molecular function: fibroblast growth factor receptor binding; growth factor activity. NCBI's taxonomy places the organism in Eukaryota, Metazoa, Chordata, Mammalia, Chiroptera, Vespertilionidae.
GCGUAGAGAAGGUGACUGGGCGGGUCUGUUUGGCUAUAAAUCCUGGACCUUCGGCAUCUCUCCCAAGAGCCUCGGUUGUCCCACGGUCCCGGAAUCACGUGCAAGAAGGACGCAGGCGCGGAGAACCGGAGCAGCAGUGCGGCCGUCGCCCUCCCGGACACCCCGGGUCUGAAACAGUCCAGACCCUUCAGUGAUUCCGACUGCGGCUGCGCCCUCACCUGAGGACCGAGCCACUGAUGGCCUGGGCCAGGGCCUGGUUCCAGCACCCAGGACUGUGGGUCCCUGUGCUGGCUGUCCUGCUGGGAGCCGGCCAGGCACUCCCCAUCCCGGACUCCAGCCCCCUCCUCCAAUUUGGGGGCCAAGUGAGGCAGCGGUACCUCUACACAGACGAUGCCCAGGAGACAGAGGCCCACCUGGAGAUCAGGGCUGAUGGGUCCGUGGUGGGAUCUGCCCGCAGGAGUCCCGAAAGUCUCUUGGAGCUGAAAGCCCUAAAGCCAGGGGUAAUCCAAAUCUUCGGAGUCAAGACAUCCAGGUUCCUGUGCCAGGGGCCAGAUGGGAGACUGUACGGAUCGCUCCGCUUCGACCCCGAGGCCUGCAGCUUCCGGGAGCUGCUCCUGGAGGAC